Danio rerio (zebrafish) is the source of this 1762-nucleotide messenger RNA. The record is from RefSeq. Lineage: Eukaryota; Metazoa; Chordata; Actinopteri; Cypriniformes; Danionidae.
UUAGAUGUAAACAACGACUGAACUACUUUCACAUAAAUCAUCGAACAGCAUUAGAUUUGACAUUUAAAUGGCGCAGUUGGGAUUUUGUACACUGCUUGUUUUUUCCGGCCUGCUCCAUCACAUCAAAAGCCAUAUUAAAAAAGAAGACAACCCUGAAGGGAAGGAACGACCCAAUUUCAUCAUUAUCUUAGCUGAUGAUAUUGGAUGGGGAGACCUCUGGUUAAACAGGCCUGACAACUCCACACCAACACCCUGGCUGGACUCAUUAAUGCUGAAGGGCAAACGAUUCACAGACUUCCACUCUCCUGCCUCCACAUGUUCUCCAUCUCGCGCCUCCAUCCUGACCGGCAGACACGGCCUACGCAAUGGGGUCACUCAUAAUUUUGCAGUAGGGUCAGUAGGAGGAUUACCUCUUAAUGAGACCACGUUUGCUCAGCUCCUGCAUGAUGAAGGUUAUUACACAGCUAUGAUCGGAAAAUGGCAUCUUGGACACAAUGGUUCUUACAGUCCUGUUCAUAGAGGUUUUGACUAUUACCUGGGUAUUCCCUACAGUAAUGACAUGGGCUGCACUGACAAACCAGGCCUUGACCUUCCCAGCUGUCCUCCCUGUGUACAUAGUCAGUAUAGUAUUAAUAAGAAGCAUGAGGGAUGCUACACCAAAGUGGGAUUACCUCUGUUUGAAAAUGAGAAGAUUAUUGAGCAACCCUUGGACACAUGGAGCCUUAAAGACAGAUAUGCAACAGCGGCAGUCCAGCAGAUUUUCACAGCCAGUGUUACUAAGAAGCAGCCGUUCCUCCUAUAUGUGGCUCUCGCUCACAUGCAUGUGCCGCUGUUCCAUAACACCUUCCUAAAUGUCACAACUGAAGACCCCUACACAGCCAGUCUCAGUGACAUGGACUCACUUGUGGGCAAUAUCGUGCAGGCGCUCAUCACUGAACAGUUGGAAAACACCCUCAUAUGGUUCACUGGUGACAAUGGCCCUUGGGAGCAGAAAUGCCUGUUUGCUGGGCAUGUUGGGCCUUUUGUUGGAAGAUGGCAGACAAAUAAAGGUGGCGGAUCAGCAAAGAGAACCACAUGGGAAGGAGGUCACCGUGUUCCCACAGUCGUCUCAUGGCCUAAGAAGAUCAAACACAACAGCUCAAGUGAUGCCCUGCUGAGUGGUCUGGAUAUCUUUCCAACUGUCCUCUCUCUGGCUGGGGUCAAACCUCCAUCAGAUCGACGCUAUGAUGGCAUUGAUAUUACUGAUGUUCUGCUCAACGACUCUGAAACAGGGCAUGAGAGUCUCAUGCAUCCAAACAGUGGCGCUGCAGGACAAUAUGGUGACCUUCAGACUGUCAGACUCAAACAUCACAAGGCAUUUUACAUCACAGGCGGAUCAGUGGCAUGUGAUGGAGAAAGUGGACCUCAGCAACAUCACGACCCUCCAUUGAUAUUUGACCUCUCUCAGGACGAGGCAGAAGAGACGCCUCUGGACCCCGAGAGCAAGGAGUUCAGAUCUGUCCUGAAGCAGGUGGAGAGGGAGAGAGAGGCUCUGCUCUGGGACAUCGCCACAGAUCGAGUCUCAGCGGCCGAUUACACUGUCAUUCCCUCUGCUGAGCCCUGCUGUGAGCCACAAAACCCCGUCUGCCGCUGUCACCGCCUGAAAUGAGGUCAGUGGCUCAGCACUGCUGCACAACUCAUUAUUAGAGUGGAUGGAAUGUUUUUUAAGAGGUUGUUUUAUUUGUUUUUGUUUUUUGGUAAUUAAACUGAAAUGUUAAAUGAA